CGGACUACAAUUCCCGGCAUGCCGCGCCUGGGCGGAGUAGCUCACACGCCCCAGCAAAGAAGUGGGUAAUUCCAGAAUUGAUUGGCCAUACAAUCGUCACUUUAUUAAUGCUCGUUUCAUUGCACUGGUUCAUCUUCCUUCUCAACUUGCCUGUUGCCACUUGGAAUAUAUAUCGGUUCAUUAUGGUGCCAAGUGGUAACAUGGGAGUGUUUGAUCCAACAGAAAUACACAAUCGAGGGCAGCUGAAGUCACACAUGAAAGAAGCCAUGAUCAAGCUUGGUUUCCACCUGCUCUGUUUCUUUAUGUAUCUUUACAGUAUGAUUUUAGCUUUGAUAAAUGACUGAAGCUGGAGAAGCCAUGGUUGAAGUCAGCUACACUGCGGUGUGCAGUUGAGGAGCCAGAGACUACUUACAUCAUCCUUAGAACCGUAACCAUAGCAGUAUAUUUUUUCCUCUUUGAACAAAAAAAUAUUUUUGCUGUAUUUUUGCCAUAUAAACUAUUUAAAAAACAUGAAUUGAGUUUUUGUAGAUUUCUGGUACUCAACUUUAGCUUGAACCCCAACAUGUGAAGGUGUUUGUCAUCAUCUGUGUAUUGAAGAUAUUUGGAUGUAGGAACAGGACUGCCAUUCCAGCCUUGCAUGCCAAAGAAACAAAGGACACACUUGCAAGGGAAAACAAUAGACAAGCAAGGUGCUCAUCAAGUUGACCGAAAAGUCAGAAUACAAAACAGCACAGUUUAUCUGGGCAAAGGAAGAAAGUCAAUUACUCUUUUGCUAAUACUGUGGCAGCUUCGUGUAUUUAAUAUAGUUUAAAGAUUUAUGGGACUGUCAGCUAAAAGUCU
Molecule: messenger RNA, 840 nt
Organism: Molossus molossus (Pallas's mastiff bat)
Lineage: Eukaryota; Metazoa; Chordata; Mammalia; Chiroptera; Molossidae
Gene: CNIH4
Product: cornichon family AMPA receptor auxiliary protein 4
Exons: 4
Coding region: 108-344 (78 amino acids)
Biological process (GO): endoplasmic reticulum to Golgi vesicle-mediated transport
Cellular component (GO): COPII-coated ER to Golgi transport vesicle; endoplasmic reticulum membrane
Source: RefSeq, a predicted model, not a curated record